AUGGCAAGCAAGGGGAUGCCGAGGUUUCGCUGGACCACUUUAAGGUUGCGAAGGAACAUGUUAAGGUUCCGCUCGUUGGAGAGGGUUCUGGUGUCCCGCGGGAACAGUUUAAGGUUGGGGCUUUCUGGUGUCUCGCGGGAACAUGCUACUGAGGUGGCUUCUGUUGUCUCGCGGGAGAAGGCUCAGGGUUCUACGGUUUUUUCGGGGCAGUAUGGGAGGGUGCAGGUUAGCGAGGGAUUGGCAUGUGGGCUAAAACAUGUGGACCCAAUUACUCAAGAUGCUGGGCUUUUCUCUUCUUUGGGCCUUUUUUCUCAGACAUUGAUCAGCCACAAGGUUUUGGAGAAGGCUAUGGGACCGGAGAGUGUCGUGGGCCCUACUGUGGACCCAGUGGGGAUUUCUGAGACCCUAACUGGGGUUCCUGCUUUGCCAACACUUAAGGGGACCAACUCUUUGUCUAGCCCGCAUUCCUUGGAGGGGUUUAAUUUUAAAGAUGGAUCAGUUGUACCGGAGUUGGGUCCUCCUCCUGGAUUCAUUUGGCACUUUUUGGGAGGGAUGUGGGUGUUGAUUCCUGUCCCUGUUUCUGUUUCCGAUGUUGUGCCUCCUUCUGAGACAGGUGGUACGGAGGGGUGCUCUGAUGACGGGAUUACUGUUACCCGUACUACAGUUAUUUCAUCGCCAGAUUCUGAGGAUCUGAUAGGGGGAGAGGGCACUGAUGACAUUGAUUCGGGUGAUUCUCUUUCUGAUUUUGAAAGGAAUCUCAGGGAACUGUUACCAGGGUUGAAGGGAGGGUACCUGGCUGAGCCACCGAAGUCGUCAAAGAAGAAAGGUGCUGUGGCCGACGGUGCUGCAGAGACGAAAUUGGAGGAGAUCUCGUCCUUGAUUUGGAAGGAAGUCGGGGGUUCACGGUUGGACCAGUUCGUUUUCUUGCCUGCUACCGGUUCUGCGGGUGGCAUUGUGAUCGGUUGGAAUAGUGAUCUUUUCUCAGGCAGGUGCUCGCAGACUGGGAUGUUCUCUAUUUCCGUGGAGUUUGUGUCGAAGAGGGAUAAUCUCAGGUGGUCCUGCACGGCGGUAUAUGGGCCUUCGGUUCGUUCUCGUAAGCAGGUCUUCUGGGAAGAAUUGGGUAAUUGUAGGAAUGCUAGCUCAUUACCUUGGGUAAUUUGUGGGGACUUCAACAAUAUUUUUUCGGUGGAGGACAAAUCCUCGGGAAAUCCUAACUUGGUUGACAUUAGUUAUGCCAACGCUUUCUUGAAUGAGCUGGGAUUGUUCGAGCCCCCGGCGGUGGGUAGGAAGUUCACUUGGACCAACGGUCAAGAGGAUCCGAUCUGGGUUAAAUUGGAUCGUUUUCUGGUUAAUCAGGAGUGGUUGGCCUGCUUCUCGAGAGGGACGCAAGUGAGUCUACCUAGACUUGGUUCCGAUCAUGUGCCGAUCCGUUUAGAAGUUGGUAGACACGUGUCCUACCCGAGACCGUUCCGGUACGAGCUGGUUUGGUCCACUGCUGAUGGGUUCCAUGAUCUUGUUAAGCAAUGGUGGGAGGAUCCGACGCUAUCUGGGUGUGGUGCCUUCAUUCUUGCCAAAAAAGUGGCGGGGUUGAGACUGUAUUUGAGGCAGUGGGCGAAAUUCUGUUUUGGGUCUAUUAAGCUGAAGAAGCUUGCCAUGAUGACUGGGAUUGACAAUCUUGAUUGUGUCUCAGAGUCGAGGAGGUUGACCUUAGCCGAGGUUAGGAAGAAGCAAGAGGUGUUUGACAAGUUAAAGCAACAUUUUGGGUCCAGACGGCCAAGGAGGAUUAGAGUGAACCUUUGGAGAUUGUUUGCUAACAAGAGGCUGGUGGAUUUAUCUUGUUUAGAGAGACCUUUCAUCUUAGAUGAGAUUAAAAGGGUGGUUUUUGAUUUAGGGGGCGAUAAAGCACCGGGCCCGGAUGGUUUCCCUAUCCAAUUCUUCAAACAGUUUUGGGACACUGGCAAGACUGAUCUCGCUGUUCUUUGUGAGGAUUUCUUCUGGCAGAGGGCUAAUUUAGAAAGAAUCAGCUGGGCAAGUAUCACCCUCAUUCCCAAAGUGGACUCCCCUGCGGGUCUUGGAGAUUAUAGGCCCAUCAGUUUGAUUAACUCCUCCUUAAAAAUCAUUUCUAAAUUGUUGGCAACGCGCCUGAGUCUUCACAUGAAUUCCUUGGUUGAUAAUGAGCAGUCGGCUUUCCUAAAAGGUCGCUGUAUUCUGGACAAUGUGGCCACUGCUGAGGAGUUGAUUUUCAGCAUGCAUAAGCGUAGAUUACCUGGGCACAUUUUGAAAGUUGAUUUUUCUAAGGCCUUUGAUCUUGUGGAUUGGGAUUUCCUCUUUGACCUGUUAAAGGCUAGAGGCUUUGGAGAUCGUUGGGUCGGUUGGAUCAAGUGCAUCUUAGUGUCUUCCAAGGCCUCCAUACUGGUUAAUGGAUCCCCCAAUGGUUAUGUUCGUUAUCAGAGGGGUUUACGUCAAGGUGACCCGCUUUCCCCCUUGCUGUUCGUGCUGGUUACGGACGUGCUGUGUACGAUGUUCUCUCAUGCGUUGCUAUCGCGUAUCUUGGUUGGUGUUCCGUUGGAGGAGCGGCACAGUAUGUGCAAUCUACAUUAUGCGGAUGAUUUGUUAGUGCUGACUACUGGUGGGUUGGAAGAUCUGAGAAUUAUUAAGCUCAUGUUAAAUGUGUUCGAGGGUAUGACUGGUCUUGCGACCAACUUCUCUAAAACCUGUCUAUACGUUUCUUCUGUUGGGGAGCUACCAGAUAUCGCCGCUGCGGAGACCUUGUCUUGCUAUAGGGGUCUUCUUCCAGUCACUUAUCUCGGCAUUCCGAUUGCGGGGCGUAGACCUAGAAAACAAGAUUGGGAGGGGCUCAUUUUGAAGAUUAGAAAGCGACUCUCCUCAUGGAAGGUGCAGCACUUGUCUAUUGGCGGUCGGCUCACCCUGGUGAAUUCGGUUCUGUCUGCGCUACCUACAUAUUGGAUGUCCUUGUUCCAUUUGCCUUGUUGGGUCAUCAUGGAGAUCAAUCGGAUCUGUAGAGAUUUUUUAUGGUCUGGGCCUGACAUCGACAACCCGCUAUGUCAGUUGGUGGGGUGGUCUAAUCUCUGUCGAUCGCGCGAUCAGGGGGGUUGGGGCAUUUUAGACCUAAAAAGCUUUAACCAGGCUCUGUUAGGUAAAUGGUGUUGGAAAUUCUUGAAGGAUGAUUCUUGGAGUGGUGCGGAUGUCGUCCGAUUUAAUUAUGGGGUUUCAAGUUGGAAUUUGUCUCCUAGAUAUUCGGGAAGAAUUUCUUACUUCUGGAAAGGGGUUAUCGACUGUCUGCCGGCGUUUAGGGGUUGUGUCUCCCAUGGCAUUAAUUCUGGGGCAGAAAAGCUUUUCUGGAAAGACUGUUGGUUGAACGAGAGCGCACCUAUGUUUUACUGGGCAGAUGCUUUCAUGCAUUCACGCUAUGCUAAUGGUACUAUCCGUGAGUUGGAGUAUCUUUUAGCGGAUCACCCUUUCGCAGCAGUUGAAGAUGUUAUCCCUAUUCGUGACAGAGUGAGAGUGGCUGGGAUAUCUGGUGGGAAUAAUAAAGGGUGGAGGCUCACACGUAGCGGUAUAUUUUCGGUCAAGUCCUUCUAUAGCUUCUUGAAUGAUGGCGGCCAUCGAUGUCCGAUUGCGAGUUUCUUCUGGCGGGGCUUAUGUCCGAAGAAAAUCAAUCUCUUCAAUUGGCUGGUGUGGCAAAAUAAGGUUCUCACCAUGGACAACCUUGAACGUAGGAGAUGCAAUCGGCUUCCUACUGCGACGUGUGUCUUGUGUCACUUGGCGAUUGAAACUGUGGAUCAUCUCUUUUUUCAGUGCUCAUUUGCUAGACAUAUUUGGGGGUAUUUUACUCGCCUGUGCCAGCUUCCGGAUACCCCGAGGGACCGGAUUGCUGUUUGGGGCGAUUGGCGUGCUGCGGUCAGACCGACAUGUCGGUUGGCCGGGGAUCUUAUUGCCAAAGCAAUUGUGUGGUUGAUUUGGCUUGCUAGGAAUGAUUGCAUUUUUAAUGCUAUUACCAUGUCUUCUGAUGCUAUUCUGUACAAAAUUGAUCACCUACUCUUAUUCUGGUUCUCUUCAGCACCCGAGGGUACUCAGGAGAAGCUUGACUUCGCGAUGUCGGCCAUUCGUCGCAGUCUAGAGUUCUUAGAUGCACGUGAGGAGGAUUUAGGUGGCGACGUGCCAGCUGAUGGGAUCCAGGAGCCAUUCACGGGUUAG
This is a messenger RNA of Dioscorea cayenensis subsp. rotundata (Guinea yam), 4218 nucleotides long. RefSeq lists its product as uncharacterized. NCBI's taxonomy places the organism in Eukaryota, Viridiplantae, Streptophyta, Magnoliopsida, Dioscoreales, Dioscoreaceae. The transcript has 4 exons. Bases 1 to 4218 code for a protein of 1405 amino acids. The record is from RefSeq and is a predicted model, not a curated record. Gene Ontology annotation, molecular function: catalytic activity.